Molecule: messenger RNA, 539 nt
Organism: Rubroshorea leprosula
Lineage: Eukaryota; Viridiplantae; Streptophyta; Magnoliopsida; Malvales; Dipterocarpaceae
Source: the annotation of a GenBank genome assembly
AACGCAAACAAGUCGAUUAGUCCAAGCUCUCGUUUUCAUCUUUCCUUAGAUCUUCUCCUUCUACUCAGCGAGAAGGCCAAUGUUCUUCUCAAGGGGUUUAGUUGGAUAUCUUCUAUUGUUCUUGUUGAGUAUUUCAGCUCUAUAUGAUGGCAGAGUUCUGGGAGCAAGAAAUCUGAGAGAGAAGUUGGAAGAUGAUGUAGAGAAGUCUGAAACUUUGGAGGAAAAUUCUAAGAACAACAAUGGAGAUGAGGGCUUUUUCGCAACCAUUAACAGACAAGUUCCCUCUUGUCCCGACCCACUACACAACAGGUAAUAAUCAUACUCAGAAUCAUUGAGAAAUUGUGUUUGUACAUAGAUGUAUGUACAAGGUGUGGAUCAAAGCCUUCAGAGGAGUUGGAGAACUCUCUAAUUUCUUUUUCCUUUCUGGGUUUCUAGAUUCAUGAGGUGAGGAAUUCUAAGAAGUGAAUCUUUUGUUGUUUUUGAGAGUUAGAGCCCAUUGUUUUGAAAUGCAAAUUGCUAAAUAAUAUGAUUCACAUUGU